Nycticebus coucang (slow loris) is the source of this 2715-nucleotide messenger RNA. It is a transcript of the gene C11H7orf25, whose product is annotated as chromosome 11 C7orf25 homolog. The transcript is spliced from 3 exons. The record is from RefSeq and is a predicted model, not a curated record. NCBI's taxonomy places the organism in Eukaryota, Metazoa, Chordata, Mammalia, Primates, Lorisidae. The coding region runs from base 593 to 1858 and encodes 421 amino acids.
GAGAGCGAGGCGGGGAGCGGGGCGCCCCUUCCGAGGCCGGAGGGGGCUGGGCCAGGGCGGCCUGGCUGGGUGGGGCGGUCGCGCGUUCUCCGCGUCUCGACACUCGCAGUGGGGGCUCUUAGACCCGGACCCCGGUGUGCAGGUGAGGGGCAGGCCCGAGGGGCCGGAUGCCCACCCGAAGGCCUGGCCGACCUCUCGCCCCCCAUGUCGCCACCGGCCGCCGGCGCUCUAGGACUCUGCACCGCCUGCCUGGCCGCCGCAGGGUGCAGCCUUAGAGUUGAGUGAAUCUUCAGAAUUUUCCUUCCUAAUGGGAGGCUAGUUGGUGGGUCUCCUUUGGUCUUUUAAAAUACACUGGUUUGACGUCAAAUGCAGAAAUGAGGCCGUCUUGAUUUCCUGGCGACAUGGCGUAUACUCCAAGGCCAUCAAGCUGAAGAAAUGAAGGUCCCGAUUUGAUCCAGUAUACUUAAAGAAGAGUUCAAAUGUAUAGCUGCCGUCCUUUCCUUAGCUAUCAGAGGAAGGAGUCAUUCCAAAAUCAGACAUAUGGAAGCACAGGUUCAUAGACUCAGCCUCUGAAAGUAAUAAUGCCGUCAGCAUGUCUGCACACUCCAUGCUCUGUGAACGAAUUGCUAUAGCCAAGGAACUGAUCAAGAGAGCAGAAUCACUUUCUAGAUCAAGAAAAGGUGGCAUUGAAGGUGGUGCAAAGCUGUGCAGCAAACUGAAGGCAGAAUUAAAGUUCUUACAGAAAGUAGAAGCUGGGAAAGUAGCUAUUAAAGAAUCCCAUUUACAGAGCACUAAUUUAACACACCUGCGAGCCAUUGUGGAAUCAGCAGAAAACCUGGAAGAAGUUGUUAGUGUUCUUCAUGUCUUUGCUUACACAGAUACCUUGGGAGAGAAGCAGACCCUUGUAGUGGACGUGGUUGCAAAUGGUGGUCAUACUUGGGUGAAAGCCAUUGGCCGAAAAGCUGAAGCUCUGCAUAACAUCUGGCUGGGCAGGGGUCAGUAUGGUGACAAAAGCAUCAUUGAGCAGGCUGAAGACUUCCUCCAGGCGAGUCACCAGCAGCCAGUGCAGUAUAGCAACCCUCACAUCAUCUUUGCAUUUUACAACAGUGUCUCCAGCCCCAUGGCCGAGAAGCUGAAAGAAAUGGGCAUAUCUGUGAGAGGAGACAUAGUAGCAGUCAACUCUCUGUUAGAUCACCCCGAAGAGCUCCAGCUCAGUGAGAGUGAAUCAGAUGAAGAGGGCCCUCAGCUUCUGCCAGUGACCAGAGUAGACCGAGAAAAUAUACUGGCGAGUGUUGCGUUUCCAACAGAGAUUAAGGUUGAUGUGUGCAGAAGAGUAAAUCUGGACAUUACUACUUUAAUCACGUAUGUGUCUGCCCUUAGCUAUGGAGGCUGCCACUUUAUUUUCAAAGAAAAAGUACUCACAGAACAAGCAGAGCAGGAGAGGAAGGAGCAGGUUCUACCUCAGCUGGAGGCGUUUAUGAAGGACAAGGAGUUGUUUGCUUGUGAAUCUGCUGUCAAAGAUUUUCAGUCCAUUCUAGAUACUUUAGGAGGACCUGGGGAGAGAGAGAGGGCAGCUCUGCUAAUUAAGCAAAUUAAUGUGGUUCCAGACCAGCCUUCUGAGCGUGCCUUGAGACUAGUGGCCAGUUCGAAAAUUAAUAGCCGCUCAUUAACGAUCUUUGGGACAGGAGACACCCUGAAAGCCAUCACGAUGACCGCCAAUAGUGGUUUUGUCAGAGCUGCAAACAAUCAGGGUGUUAAAUUUAGUGUGUUUAUCCAUCAGCCCAGAGCACUUACUGAGGGCAAAGAGGCCCUAGCCACCCCCUUACCAAAAGACAACACUGCUGGCAGCGAGCACUAAUGAUCCUUUAAAUUUUGUCAUGGGAAUAAGUUAUUUAUACCAAAGGCUGGGGCUUCCUAUCUGAACUGGUGAAAAAAGAAGGUCUAUUAGUAAAAUCAAUACUUAAACCAGUAGAGUUUGUUUUGUGUCUCAUCUAUAUUUAAAGUAUGUAACUGCCAAAAGUAGAAAAAGCACAGGAGACAACCUUAUGUAUCAAACUGUUUGUGUUAGAGCAAUUAAGAACAGAAAAACAUCUAUAUAAGGCUUUUAGCUCUAUUGUAACACUGUUGUUUGAUUCUGUAUGGCUUCAGUGCCCCUACUGGUAAUCAGAUUUCAUGGAAUACGGCUAUACUGCAUCUUGCAUUAAAUAUUUGGAGAAAACUCUGAAGGCUGUAUUUCAUUGUAUUGGUUUAUGUGAUUUAGGCUGACAGGUAAAGGUUUAUAACUAGUUUUAUAUUCUCAACCGCCAUUUAUGAAAAGAAAUAAUUGAUACAGUGAGGAGCAGUUUGGUAGAUAUUUAUAAAGAGUAUAUAAUGCAGAAAAAAUGAAAAUAAAGUGAAUUCUGAAACUAUUGAUACAUCUUUGUGAAAAGAAACCAAACUUACUAUAAGAUAAAUUCAGAAUGAGUUGACAAUGAAUUAUAUAAAACAUUUUUAAAAAAUUCUGAUUCUUUUAAGUACGGACAGUCUCCAUAUUGCAAGUUCUUGUCUUUAAUGUUCCAUUUGCAAGUGGCAAGUGAAAACUUACCUGUCAAUGUUGACGGGAGAUUCCAUGCCAGUUGCAUUAUGCAAAUUGUAAUUAAAAAUCCAUUUCUAUGGCCACAUUGCACUAAGAGCUAUAUUUUGUCAGUUUUCAAUAAAGCAAAACAAAUCAGCUAA